UUCAGAUCAGGCGCACAAAACGAGCUCUCCGAGUUCUCCCAGCGCCAAUAGCAGCAGCGUUGUGGAACCUGCGGGAUCCCUCGGUCUCAGGAGCAGACAACCAUGCAGGUCUCCGCGCUGAGUCUGUUGCUCCUGACCAGUUCAUUUCUGCUGCGGGUGCACGGGAGGUUAGACCGGUCCCUCAAAGAAAGAGACCAAAUUCCGCUCCCUUGGUUCGGUCAGCCGAUUCUCCCGCUGACCGGGCAAAGCGGCAGGAUCGUGGCACAGGGGGACAGGGUGAUCACCGCCGCUUGUCGGAUGGAGCCCAGCUCGGACCUCGGCGCCGACCUGCCCUCCGUUAGGGGCUACGUGCUGUUCUCCCAGACCUACCCGAACGGCAGGCUCACAGCCUAUUUCAACCUGAAGGGCUUCCCGCUGUCCGAUUCGCGAGCCCUCCGCGCUAUGCACGUCCACCAGUACCGAGUGGUGGACGGCAACUGUUCCACCACCGGACCGCAUUACAAUCCCCGAAAUGUCAACCACCCCCUGCACCCCGGAGACUUCAACAACUUCCAGGUGCUGUGCGGCAAGAUCGUGGCCUUUAGGACAAACCUCAGAGCCAACCUGUUCGGACCGGAAUCGAUCAUCGGCCGUGGGCUGGUGCUCCACGAGAAGGAAGAUGACCUGGGGCUCGGCGGCAACCAGGCGAGUCUGCAGAAUGGGAAUUCUGGCCGGAGGUUGGCGUGCGGCACCAUCACACUCAGCAAAGGUGACCGUUGGAGACGGUUGGUGCCCGACCUGUGAAGCCCCAGACCUCCAGGGCAAGGCGAGCAGGUUGGCAGUUCAACCUGUUACAUUCUCGCUCCUCACCGGUCUUCCACCACGGAAAAUAAAGUUCAGAAGAUAGCGCGCACGCAAACACACACACACACACACACACACACUGAUACGAUUUAAGUAGUAACAACUUGCAAACAAUUGUGUUAGACACAAGUACCUAAUUCGUUAUGUUGUAGGGUUCGGAAAUACCAGGACGUUAAUUCUUGUUGUAUGAAUUUCCCGCAUGGUUUUAUGCGCCCUGACUUAAAUGUACUGGGUAACCGUACCUGCCGUAGAAUUAGGACGGUAAGAUAAAGUCAAGUAUAACCAACUGAUAUCUCAUGUUUAUCAGGCAUUACUCGGUACAGUGAAGUCUUGUCUCUCAUUGAUUGUUUCUGCCUUAAUAUCCGUGUAAGGUUGUUUAAUUGGUCCUUUUGGUUGCUUUAAAAUUGUCCAGAGAUGAACCUGCAGUAGCGAACAGCCGAUAAACUGAAAGUCAUUGCAAACAGUUAACUGGAAAAACUUUACAGAACUCUUGUUGGCGCGAGUGCCCAUAAUCAAGUUAAACAUGACGAGAUUCAGUCGAAAAGUUAUGUUUACUGUCCCGAGGGUCAUUGUCACGUAUGUAUUCAAAAGUUUAAUUCUAAAAUACUCCCGCAGAAGUUCUUAACAAACUCUUUACAGAUGUAAGCCGCAAAACUUUAAGUUAUUAUGAUCGGUCUAGUAACUGAAGCUGUUUUAAAUGAAAACAAAUAUAAACAAAUGACGUUUUUGUUUCCAUCUUUUGCUUCGGUUCCCUUAUUUUAUUUCAGCGAAAAAAAGAUUAGCAGUUUCACAAUAGAUACUUUGUCCUGUGCAAGUCCUGUGCAAGAACAAAUACACGGAGAAGCAAAGCUUUGCUUUAAUCCUUUGAGUAAUUAAAAUUGCUUUUAUGGAUAAUGUUUUCUGUAUCUCCUCUAAGCAAUGUGAGGUACCCUACAGUAGCAAAGUAAACCUCUACACGUGUGCUCUAUAAUACCAAUAAUUAUUUAAACUGUAUAAUGAAUUUGGCAUACCUUGAAUCAAAACUUUCAACCUGGACCGUUUAAAACCUACUCCGUAGCUAUUUAUCAGAAAUAGUCGUAGAAUUCUAAACUACUUAUCUAAACCAAAGACUGCAUCUUGAAAAUCGUGGCUAAUAAAAUGUCCAGUAUUUGUGUUGCUGCCCGGCUAAGUUUUUUCUUAAGCCGCGAUCCUUCUCUGAAGUAUUCUAGUUAACAAUGCUAACUUUUCAAACUGCUGUUAAAACAGUCGGCGUUGUGCGUUGUAACUUUAGCUAUUAGGAAAUAUCAAACUCUCGGAAAUUAAUAGUGAUUAAGCCAAUAAAAAUCAAUUCUUCAUUUCA
Molecule: messenger RNA, 2182 nt
Organism: Pristis pectinata (smalltooth sawfish)
Lineage: Eukaryota; Metazoa; Chordata; Chondrichthyes; Rhinopristiformes; Pristidae
Product: extracellular superoxide dismutase [Cu-Zn]-like
Exons: 1
Coding region: 103-783 (226 amino acids)
Biological process (GO): removal of superoxide radicals
Molecular function (GO): superoxide dismutase activity; copper ion binding
Source: RefSeq, a predicted model, not a curated record